Onthophagus taurus is the source of this 1489-nucleotide messenger RNA. The record is from RefSeq and is a predicted model, not a curated record. NCBI's taxonomy places the organism in Eukaryota, Metazoa, Arthropoda, Insecta, Coleoptera, Scarabaeidae.
ACCAAAUUUCAACAAAAUCGGUGAGGAACCACCCUUCAGAAAGUUAAAUAUGACAAAUGGCUGGAUGAAAGCUUGGAUACAACAUUGGAAUUAUAAGAAUAAAUUAAUUUUACCCUAUUAAUUUAGGAUUUUUGACUAUUAUACAUCAUUAUAACCACAAUUUCAUUAUAGACGGAGGCGUUAUAACCCGCAUACACUGUAUAAAUAGUAACCUGAGGAAAUAUGUUAUAAUUGGUUUAUAUAUUUAUUUCUUGUAGUAAAUUAAAAAAAAUAUAUUUUAAUUGAUUUAGAUUCGCCUGAUGAUAGUAGAGGAAUGUCGCCGUGUCAUAGCGCCAACCAAACAUUAGGGAGAAGAAGUUCAUAUAAAACGUCCAGAGACCCGUCGCCUGCUCAAGUCCGCGGCAGGCCUAAGUAUUCGACUUAUCAAAACUUUAAAGGGCGCAAGUCCAACUCUAUGAUGAAUUUGUACGGUUCGAGUACCGAUCAAGAUAGUUUAGCGUAUCGUUACGGCGACACUGAUUCGGGUUUGGGAAGGGCUACGCCGCCACGUCGAGCACCAUCACCUGGAAUGGGGCCCAUGCGGCAUUUACCGUCGCCUUCAGGUCCAGGUAGUUUACCUGGAUUAAUGUCAAAGCGACGAAUUUUCGAUGACGGAUCCAGCGAUAUCAGUUCUUCUAGUAGUAUGAUGGAUUAUACAGGUCCAAGAUUGUAUAAGCAGCCGGCUACAAAAUCGAAUCGUGGGAUAAUGUUGAACGCCGUCGAAUAUUGUGUUUUCCCGGGAGUUGUUAAUAAAGAGGCGAAACAAAAAGUGUUGGAGGAGAUUGCGCGAUCGGAAAGCAAGCACUUUUUGAUUUUGUUUAGAGAUACGGGAUGCCAAUUUAGAGCACUUUACUCCUACUGUCCGGAUAGAGAGGAAGUUUUGAAAUUAUAUGGAACUGGUCCAAAACAAGUCAACGAUAGGAUGUUCGAUAAAUUUUUUAAAUACAACUCAGGUGGUAAAUGUUUCUCUCAAGUACACACCAAGCACCUGACGGUGACGAUCGACGCUUUCACGAUACACAAUUCUCUGUGGCAAGGGAAAAAAGUGAAUUUACCCAAUAAAAAGGAUAUGGCAUUGGUCAUUUAGGUUUUGAUUUGGUUGCGUCGCAAUCUCUUAGCGGCUAUUUAUUUAAAAAAGCGAAAAAAGGAGAAAAACGAUUUAACAAGAAGAAGCGAUUUUUGCCCAUUAUAAUUUUUCAAUUUAUUUUGACCCCAAGUUAACAUUAACUGCUUUAUUACCAUUGCAUACUAUACUGUAAUUUUUAACGUGAUCUUUUAUAAAGAAAAAAAUGAUUGAAAAACCAAGCGUACUCACACAAUCUUCUCGAAUUACAAAAACUAAAAAAGAAAAUAGUUUAAAAAUUAAUUAACCCCCUAAAAGUCAUUUUUUAUCAAUGCCAAUGACACUGCAUCUGAUUGUGAGAUAUAUUAGAAUUUUUAUUAAGAAAAA